Messenger RNA from Marasmius oreades (fairy-ring Marasmius), 3129 nucleotides. RefSeq lists its product as uncharacterized. The transcript has 8 exons. NCBI's taxonomy places the organism in Eukaryota, Fungi, Basidiomycota, Agaricomycetes, Agaricales, Marasmiaceae. Gene Ontology annotation, biological process: regulation of MAPK cascade; intracellular signal transduction; protein phosphorylation. The coding region runs from base 180 to 2735 and encodes 851 amino acids. The record is from RefSeq and is a predicted model, not a curated record. Gene Ontology annotation, molecular function: ATP binding; protein serine/threonine kinase activity. Gene Ontology annotation, cellular component: cytoplasm.
AUAACGACGUCCAUUACUCUCUCGCCAUCGUCUCUGGGAGUGUCGAAACCUCUGCCCUCAUCGUGACCGGCAACGUAGACCCAGUCAGCAACCCACUUCCCCUAACAACGACCACACUAUCUGAGCGAAUCAGCAAUCAAUAAGCUCAAAUAACCAAAUCGAAAGCAGGGCUCUUGCACAUGUCUUUUCACCAGAUCACAGCGACCUCUCUUACCCCUACACGGCCAGCUCCACCAGCUCCUCAACGAAGAGCAACGGAAGGCGGUUCUGAUAUGUAUACAAAUAAUACCUCGCUUGCCAACUCCGGUUACAGUGCUGCCAUCACCUUCUCUCCAUCAUCUCCUGCCAGCUCCUCCUACAGCCCAUCAUAUUCCGGAAUCGGUGGCUCCCCCAAUCGCAAUUCGGAAGGAAUGUCGAGCGUGAUAGUACGGAGUGGUUCAGUGAGCUUGAAAGAAGAUGGAACAUUUGCCAGCUGGAUGUGGAAGGCGAAGUGGUUGGUGUUGCGGGAACAGGUUCUAUCGAUACAUAAAUAUGAGAGCUCUCCUCAACAAGGCGUCGUUAUGCUGAAGGAUAUCACCAACGUCGAGCGUACAGAUCUCAAACCAUACUGCCUUUUGCUGGAGACCAAGGACAAGAGAUAUUACUUUUCGCUGAAGAGCGAUGAAGAACUUUAUGGCUGGCAGGACGAUAUCUAUUCACGAAGCCCUCUGAUGGGUGUCAGCAACCCCACCAACUUCGUACAUAAGGUGCACGUUGGUUUUGACCCAGUAUCUGGCGCUUUUACGGGCAUGCCUGAACAAUGGCACAAGCUGUUGACGAAAUCAGCCAUUACGAGAGAAGAUUACGCUAAAGAUCCUCAAGCAGUGUUAGACGUUUUGGAGUUCUACACAGAUCAUCAAAAGAGGGAAAUGGAGGAUAACAUGGCUAUGGGGCUAGGCAGUAUCAGUACACCUGGCACCAUAUCUCGCACAGGUUCAAGCAUCUCCUCCUCCACCUUAGUUUCCUCGAAUUCCACCUCUUCCACCAUCUCACCUUAUUCACCGGCCGAGUCCAGUGCACCCGCCAGGUUCAACGCCGGAACAGGUUUAGGAGGCGUUACUAAAAUCAGUUCGUCGUUGGCAAACACCAGUCUCAACGGAGAAGUGACCGAUUUAACAACAGCUGCUCAACGAGCUGCUGAGGUCGUCAAUGGCUCUAACGGUUCGUCGAGAGCAGGAUUACCUGCGGUACCUCAGGCAUCGAGGCCAGCACCACCUAGACCUUUGAUGACCGGCACUCGAGCCGCACCACAGCCUCCUACAUCAAACGGUGCUCCGAAAACUUCCUCAGAGCAUACACCAGCCGCUGCCGACCUCCGUUCACGUCAAAAAGCUCAAGGGCCACCCCUACAAGGUCCGGUACCUGCCCGAAACGAUUCGUUACCAACGUUAUCGCAGAACCAGAAGGAAAGAGAAAGAGAACGCGAGAGGGAACGUGAGCAACGGGAAAGAGAGCGGGAUCGUGGGUUGAAAGAGCAGAGGGAGAGGGAGAGGGAGAGAGAGGCGGAUCAAAGGACUGCACCGUCUGAAUCGUCGUCGUCGACAGCCCAGUAUCAGCGGACGAAGACGCCGGAGGGUGCUCGACCACCGAUGGGACCACCGUCGAAGUCGAUGCCUGGAACGACGACACCGGCUACUCAUCCUGUUGGUGGACCUGCCGGAGCUACGGUUGGACCACCGCCUGUCAAGCCAUUGCAGCCUGCGAAGAAGGUGCAGAUCCAGGUUGAGGAGAAACCUAAAGGAGCUGGUGUGGCGGCAGCGGCAGCGGCGUUGGAGAAGCCUAAAGAGAAGGAGAAGAGGAUCAGUACGAUGACGGAAGUGCAGAUUAUGGAGAAGUUGAGGCAGGUGGUUUCGGACGAUGAUCCGAAGACGUUGUAUAGUAAGAUUAAGAAAGUCGGACAGGGUGCUUCUGGUCACGUGUAUGUCGCGAAAACUCUUGCAACUGGGAAGAAGGUGGCGAUCAAGGAAAUGGAUUUGACACAUCAGCCUCGGAAGGAGCUCAUUGUCAACGAGAUUCUGGUCAUGAAGGAAUCGCAACACCCCAACAUCGUCAACUUUUUGGAAUCAUAUCUGGUGAAGAGCAAUGAGUUAUGGGUGGUGAUGGAGUACAUGGAAGGUGGCGCGUUGACCGACAUCAUCGAAAACAACGCUAUGGAGGAAGACCAGAUCAGUAGUAUAUGCCUCGAGACAUGCAAAGGCCUCGGCCACCUACAUAGCCAGAGCAUCAUACACCGAGAUAUCAAAUCAGAUAACGUUCUUCUCGAUGCUGGUGGUCGGGUUAAAAUCACUGACUUUGGUUUCUGCGCCAAGCUCACUGACCAAAAGUCGAAGCGAGCCACGAUGGUGGGUACACCUUAUUGGAUGGCUCCUGAGGUCGUCAAGCAGAAGGAAUAUGGGGAGAAGGUGGAUAUCUGGUCACUCGGAAUUAUGGCAAUCGAGAUGAUAGAGAACGAACCACCUUAUCUCGAUGAAGAACCUUUGAAGGCGCUUUAUCUGAUCGCAACGAACGGCACUCCGACGUUGAAGAAACCAGAGGCGUUGAGCAGGGAGUUGAAGAGCUUUUUGGCGGUGUGUUUAUGUGUGGAUGUGAGCAGUCGAGCAACGUCUAGCGAGUUGCUGGAGCACGACUUCUUACAGAAGGCCUGCGCCCCAUCGGGAUUGGCACCACUGUUGCGAUUCAAGUCCAAGCAGUCGUAAAGGCGAUUUAUCUCUUCAUCGCGGUUUUUAUCGGGACUUGUGGCUUUUGCGGGCGUGGCUGAUGUGUGUUUCUCGGCUUCCGUGGUACAUACUUAAUCUCAUGGCACUUCUCUCCUUCCGCUUCGUACACUACCACGAACAUUAAAGAUUCCAACUAUCCCUCCCGUAUCGUUGUCGAUCGCACAUCACUCAUGGUCUCGUGUCCUUUACAUAGCGUUUAUUACCUUCGGACGUUGUCCCCGUUUCUGUUUGUUCUUCUCUUUCUCAUUUCUACUCUGUGUAUUCACUGAAUUGAUUAUAUAAUUUCCUGUUUUUUCUUCCUCUGCUACCAGCUAUUGUCAUUUGCGGAACACAAGACUCGAUAAGAGUACUGUACGAAUAUACUUUGAAGGGG